This is a messenger RNA of Oryzias melastigma (Indian medaka), 945 nucleotides long. RefSeq names its product speriolin-like protein. The coding region runs from base 64 to 873 and encodes 269 amino acids. Lineage: Eukaryota; Metazoa; Chordata; Actinopteri; Beloniformes; Adrianichthyidae. The transcript has 4 exons. The record is from RefSeq and is a predicted model, not a curated record.
GAUCUCCAAUUCUCAGUCAGUGCUUGGGAGGUUUUGUUUGUGGGAGAACGUGGGAGCUUCAAAAUGGACCAAAUCGCUACAGAUUUAAAAGCCAAAAAUGAACAGCUCACAAAGGAAAUUGAUCAUCUUAAAACCAUGCUCUCCCUGAUGAAGGAAAAAACGGACCUGGGAGACAGGACGCAGGCUUGCAACAGUGGCAGCGUGGAUGAAAGCACAGCUCAAGGAGCAAAAUCAAAAUGUCACUUCCAAAGGCACUUAGAGGAAGGACAAUUCAGGAGAGACUUGCAGCAGCCCACAUCCAGACAAGAGCAGCGAACAUCUUCUCCCACCAACUUCAGAAGCUUCCUCCAAACCUCUGCAUUCAGAGACACAGAUGAGUCAGAAGUCUUCCCAAACUUCCUGAAUACUUCUUUAGAUCCAUCAGGUCCAUCAAGGCUGCUUGGAGAGAUUGCCUUUCAACUGGACAAGAGGAUUUUGAUGCAUAUCUUCCAGGCUCAAAAGAGGCUUUAUGGCUUCACUCUGCUCAACAUACGAGAAAAGAUCAUAGAGGUUAGCACACACCCAGUGACGGGUAACGUGGACAAAGGCUAUCAGCUGUACCUCACACAGAGGUACACGACCCUCAUGAACAGACUGAGCCAACUUGGGUACAAAGCAGCUCUCCACCCACUUUUCUCAGAAUUUGUUGUCAACACCUACGGGAACCUGAAAGAAAGACCCAAUGAAAACAGCCUCCAUUUGGUCACUCCGAACUCCGUGAAGAAGGUGAUACUCAGCACUGCACCAAAGAAGCUGCAGAAGGACCUGCUGCUUCUGCUCAACUGUCUGUGUUACAUGGCAGAGGACGACAAAAAGCCUCUAUUCUUCUGCUAGUCACCACUGGUUACAAGGCAGUGACCUGAAAGACUCACAAUAAAACAUUGUGGAGUUAUCUCAAAAGAUGAA